AUGUUGAUGAUUUCUUCAUCAAUUCCACAUCGAAUUCGUGAAAAACUUUUCACAAUCGAUCACAAGAAAUUAUCAUUGUCAAGUCGCCAUUUUUUGAUGGAAUUACACUACGAAAUGAAUAGAUAUAGAAUUAAUAAAAAUGACAUCGAACAUGUCACUAAAAUGCUAGAAGAAGUGAAGCAAAAAGUUAAAAUAUAUUUAUAUGUUUUUUCUAAUUCGUUGAUUGAUAAAAAGUAUGAAUAUGAAAGUGCAUUGAACUACUCUAUGUCAUGUCAUGAUUUAAAAUUGAUGUAUGAUUACGCAUUCGAAUGGAAUCCUCUUUCAUUCGAAAUCUUGGAUUCUUACAGAGAUUUUUUAGAAAAAAUUUCAGGUGAUGUCAUUUUGUCAGAUUUAUUGAACAAAAAAGCAAUUUUUCUCAAUAAUUCUUUGAUACAAACUAACGACCAAAAACCAAAAAUUAAGUCAAAAAGUGAAAAAUUACAAAAAAGUGACAAACCACAAAACAAUUUUGACUUUGAAUUUACAGAACGUCUUAAGAUCCAAAAGUUGUUAGAUAAGGUUUCGCAUUUCACAUUUAAGAUAACAACACUUUUUGUUUUAAUUUUAUUUUUUAAGUUUUUGUUUCCAUAUUACAAUUACAAUGAUUUCAUUACAAAGAAAUUUCUUCCUCCCAUGGAAUACUUUAAUAUGACACAUUCUCCAUCUUUCUUUAAGAUUUCAUUCCUUUCAUGGUUCAUUUCUAAAUAUUUUGAACAAUACGGACAAAAAUCAACUCCUGUUAAGAUUGUUAAUAACUUUGGGGGUUUGAAUAAUAUGAUUAUUUAUUUAUCGAAUUUAAAUUGUUACACAGACAAGAAACCAAUUUUUGAUUACUCACUUGAAAAAACAAUUGAAUUGAAAACAAAUUUUUAUACAAUUUUUUCAGAGAAUUCUUUAUCAUUAUCAUCUAAAGCGAAUAACUUCGAAAAUUUAGCACGAAUCGAACAUCGUUUGCAUGAAAUCUUUGAUGACAUGGAAGUACUUAUUGAUCGAUAUGAAAUGUGUGCAAAAGAUAUGAGAUCAAAAUCAAUUUUUUCACAAAUCAAAACUGAAUUUUUUAUUUCACUUAUUUUGUUAAUUAUUUUCAGUUAUAUAGUAUUAGUUUCUAAUAAGAAAGAGAUCAUGAAAGCUAUUGAAGUUUUCUCAGGAAUAGAAAUGAGUACAUUAGAAGAAUUUCGAUCUAAAUUAUUUAUCCAAUUUAAUCAAAACAGUUUUGGAUAUCCAAGUCAAGAAAUUGACAAUGAUGGAGCCCUUGAUUUGGAAGAGAUUGAAGAGAAUGAUAAUAAUAAUCUUAAUCAAAAUUUUGAUUUGUCUGAUCUUUCCGGAAAACCGAAAUUUUUUUGUCUAACAUUGACAUGGGAAAUCCAUUUACAUUCAUUACCAUGGUUUGGAUUUUGUUUUUCAUUCGAUAUGUUGUUGUUGUUAUGA
This is a messenger RNA of Trichomonas vaginalis G3, 1467 nucleotides long. RefSeq lists its product as uncharacterized. Lineage: Eukaryota; Parabasalia; Trichomonadida; Trichomonadidae. The record is from RefSeq and is a predicted model, not a curated record. The coding region runs from base 1 to 1467 and encodes 488 amino acids. The transcript has a single exon.